AUGCAUUCUGCACUCGAAGUAAAUGCUACUAACAAAUGUGAUUUGGACUAUGUAGUAUCAGAAGGACAAGAACCUCCUCCAGAGAUUCCUGGUGAUGUUUUCGAUCGACAACGUGUUAUGAAAGAUUUUCAUCAAUCAUUAGUUGAAAACCAAUGCGUUUUUGUACUAGGAGUUGGUGGUAUUGGAAGUAGUAUUGCUAUGUCUCUAGUAAGAAUGGGUGUUGAUAAUAUUUAUUUACUUGAUCGUGAUUAUAUUGAAGCAUCAAAUUUAAAUCGACAAAUCUUAUUUAGUGUAAAUGAUAUUGGACGAUCGAAAGUAGAAACAGCAGCUCAACAUUUGAAAUCGAUACACAAUUUACGAAGUAAUAUAUAUCAUUAUCAUACAGAUGCUGUGAAAAAUUGGUCUUCUGUUGUUGAAAUAGCAAAGAAAUCAACAGUUAUAUUUAAUAAUAUUGAUUAUGGAGCUAUAUUUGAUUAUGCAGUCAAUUCAUUAUGUAAAUCAUUGGGAAUUAUCUAUGUAUCUGGUUCGACAUAUGCUAAUAACAUUGAUAUUUGUUUAUAUUCUGGUUUAUUAAACGAUUCAUGUUGGUCAUGUAGUAACCUUACUCAUGAUUCAUUUAAGUUUUCAAAUCAAGAGUUAGAACAUUUCAAUGAUAUUCGAUCAUUUCUCAAACAAAACGCUUUAAUAUCAGGUGAAAAAUCUCAAUCGAUUAUAGAAGAAUGUAUAAAUGAGUUGAAUAUUGUAUUACCUUCUCAAUCACAGUUCUCAACAUUAUUUAUGCCUCUCUAUCAAAAAAAAGUACUUCAAUUAUUAUUACCUCAAUCUAUACAGAAUUAUCAAUCAAUUGAGUUUAUUCCCAAAGAUCGAUCAUUUCCGACGAGAACAGUUGGAAGUUGGAUUGGUGUUUGUUUAUCAGGAUCCUGUUUAAUUGUAAAUACAUGGAUUAAAUAUAUAAUGAAGAAUAAAAAUUCCACUUUCGAUAUAAAUAAACCAUUUCAUAAUUGGAUACAAAUUAAUUUAUCAAUGUUUGAUGGAAGUUAUUACACAACUGGAUUUCCGAAUGAACAAGAUCCUAAUUGUCCCAUUUGUUCUAAUGCUAAGCAAAUGGUAAAGCAAGAUUCAUAA
This is a messenger RNA of Rotaria sp. Silwood1, 1125 nucleotides long. NCBI's taxonomy places the organism in Eukaryota, Metazoa, Rotifera, Eurotatoria, Philodinida, Philodinidae. The record is from the annotation of a GenBank genome assembly.